Molecule: messenger RNA, 331 nt
Organism: Prorocentrum cordatum
Lineage: Eukaryota; Dinophyceae; Prorocentrales; Prorocentraceae
Source: the annotation of a GenBank genome assembly
GCUGGAUCGACAUUCCCUCCAAGGACUGGUUCGAGCAGCAGUUCGAACACAACUUCGUGAAGGUUGGGAAUUCCAUGAUGACGGGCGAGGUCGUGACGCAGAUCUCGAAGUACUGCGCCGUCAGGGAGCUCUUCGGAGAAACGAAGAAGGAGCAGGACACCCACGAGGCCCGUCUGGCCACGGGCGCCCUGCUGUGCUUCGACCACAUCAGCUGGCCAGUCAUAAUCGGAGACCUUGAGGACUACAAGGCGUGGUUCAAGGCGGGGAACACGAUCGAGAAUUUGAGCCCGCUGGACAAACUGUACUGGAAAGUGGUGAACCUCACGGAGGA